Messenger RNA from Auxenochlorella protothecoides, 756 nucleotides. Its product is annotated as Kynurenine/alpha-aminoadipate aminotransferase, mitochondrial. Gene Ontology annotation, molecular function: RNA binding; transaminase activity; pyridoxal phosphate binding. NCBI's taxonomy places the organism in Eukaryota, Viridiplantae, Chlorophyta, Trebouxiophyceae, Chlorellales, Chlorellaceae. The transcript is spliced from 3 exons. The coding region runs from base 1 to 756 and encodes 251 amino acids. The record is from RefSeq and is a predicted model, not a curated record. Gene Ontology annotation, biological process: biosynthetic process; regulation of DNA-templated transcription.
AUGGCGCUCACCAGACUGCUGUACCUCGAACAAUCUAUCGAGAAGGGGCUCAACAUGCCGGCAGCGAUGGACACAGACCUCCUGCCCCGCGCCUCUGAUGAGCAGAAGCAGGCACAGCGGGGCGCCACGGCCCUGGUGGCGGGCGUGAUGCGCCAGCGCCGGCUCCUGGACCGCACCCUGGACGCGUGGCUCGACCCGGGCGUGGACCCCCAGCUGCGCUGCCUGCUGCGCCUGGCGGUGCACGAGGCGGAGCGCGGGGCCCUCCCCGACCACGCCCUGACCCACACCUACGUGGAGCUGACAAAGGGCAUCCUGCACGUCGGCGCCGGGCGCCUCGUCAACGCAAGCACGACCCGUCUGCCGCGCAGCGCUUUGUCGCCCCCGCCAUUAUCGGCUUCUUCCCAAACCCACAUCCGCGCCAUCCAGCGCCACUACGCGGCCAAGGCCGCCGCCGUGCACGCCGCGGCGCAGCGCCACCUCGCCGGCCUUGCCGACUGGGAGCAGCCGCGGGCGGGCAUGUUCCUCUGGAUCACGCUGCGCGGCAUCCCCGACUCGGCCCGCAUCUGGGAGGCCAUGCGCGAGGCCAAGGUCGUGGCGGUGCCGGGGGGCGCGUUGAACGUCAGGGCGGGAACGCCAGGGUUCGCAUCCCCCGCCAUGCGCAUCUCCUUCUCCUACAACACGCCGGAGCAGGUGGAGGAGGGCCUGCGCCGCCUGGCGGCCGUCAUCCGCUCCGAGAUGGGGGGCGCGCCGGCCUGA